This is a messenger RNA of Gloeophyllum trabeum ATCC 11539, 1500 nucleotides long. RefSeq names its product glycoside hydrolase. NCBI's taxonomy places the organism in Eukaryota, Fungi, Basidiomycota, Agaricomycetes, Gloeophyllales, Gloeophyllaceae. The transcript is spliced from 7 exons. The record is from RefSeq and is a predicted model, not a curated record. Gene Ontology annotation, biological process: L-arabinose metabolic process; polysaccharide catabolic process. Bases 1 to 1500 code for a protein of 499 amino acids. Gene Ontology annotation, molecular function: alpha-L-arabinofuranosidase activity.
AUGUCCAUCUCCGACAAACCCCUGCGCAUCGACGUCUUCCCCUCCGCUCCUAUAGCAGACGUAUCGCCGUUGAUCUUCUCCGGAUUCAUCGAGCAUUUAGGGCGGUGUAUCUAUGGCGGGAUUCUCCCUUCAACUCGGACGACAUUUCCCUAUACCCCGCGGAACCCAUGCCCGCAGGACCAGUUCGUCGAAACACCAAAAGAGCUGUUGACCGCGGAGGGUUUCCGGAAAGAUGUACUUGAGGUGAUCCGGGACGAGCUGAAGGUCCCGAUGAUGCGCUGGCCGGGAGGCAACUACGUCAGUUCGUAUCAUUGGGAGGAUGGUGUCGGUCCGAAAGAGCAACGGAAGCGGAGGCCGGAGCUGGCUUGGGGAUUUGAGGAGAGCAACGAGUUUGGGACUGAUGAGUUUAUCGCGUGGUGCAGGCAAGCGAGAUGCGAGCCGUACAUCUGCCUCAACAUGGGGACUGGGACCCUUGCCGAGGCGUUACACUGGGUCGAGUACUGUAAUGGUACCGGAGACACCUACUACGCCAACUUGCGGAGGAGAAAUGCAGGCCGCGACGAACCUCACAACGUCAAGUACUGGGGACUGGGCAACGAAGUGUGGGGACCCUGGCAAGUCGGCCAGCAGACAGCCCCAGACUACGCCGAGAAGGCGCGUCGAUGGGCCCACGCGAUUAAGUUAAUAGACCCUUCGGUGAAGCUCGUCGCGUGCGGGGAGACUGGCCUUGAUCAGUGGGACUCCACGGUGCUCGAUGUGCUGGUGGACAAGGUCGACUUGCAUAGCAUCCAUUUAUACACCGGGUUCGGACCCCGCGAUCGGUCACAACAAGAGAAAGAGUAUGGGCGGUCUGUGUAUGGACCCGAUGCGGCCGAAUAUUCCCUCGAAAUCGCCCGUGGACUGAUCAAUAAAGCGAGAGUAGCCAAGCAAAUCCAAAAGCCCAUCAAAAUCGCGUUUGACGAAUGGGGCGUCUGGGACGAGACGGUGGGCACCGCCGAGAACGGGCUUGAGCAGUUCUACAACUUCGCAGACGCCCUCGCCAUGGCGAGCUGGCUGAACGUAUUCGUCCGACAAUCCGACCUGGUCGACAUCGCCUGCCUCGCCCAGAGUGUGAACGUAAUUUCCCCUCUAAUAACGAGCCCGACCGGGGUCCUAAAGCAGACGCUAUACUACCCCCUCUACCUCUUCUCGAACUACAUGCGGGGUGGUACCGCGGUGAAAGUGCAGAUUGACUCACCGGUGUUCACGGGCGAGACCUUGCCAGCGUGGAUAUCGUCCAUCAAGGGCCCUCCGAGACACCUUGACGUGUCGGCGGUCUUGCACGGGGGCACGUCACUCCGAAUCGCGGAGGUGGAGGUGCACGAGCUGUGGCAUCCGGACGUGAAGGUGAGGAAUGGCUGGGGCAAGGAUGAAGUCACGGUUAGAUCGAGCAAGAGCAGCUGGAAGUCGGAGUGGACAUUCAAGGAACAUUCGUUUACAUUGCUUGUAUUGGACAUUUGA